AUGGAGGGACAGUCUCAACUUUCAAAAGGUAAGGGGAAGUCGAAAGAAUCUGGAAAGUCAGUGGGGGGAUUGAGUAGAUUUUUUGCUCCAAGAACAACUUCUGGGGCCCAACCUUCAAUUAAGAGUUCUAUGUCUUCAAAUGAGAUGAUUGUAAAAGCAAAGAUGGCUGUAGCACGCUGGUGGUAUGAUGCUAAUCUGCCUUUCAAUGCAGCUCAAUCCAAGUUUUAUCAAGUAGCUAUCGAUGCCAUGACUGCCAUCGGGGCAGGAUUCAAGGGCCCAUCUUUAUAUGAGUUGAGAGGAAAUUUGUUAAAGAUGGCUGUAGAUGAGGUUCAAGAUUAUUUACAACAAAUUAAGAAGGUUUGGAGUGAGACCGGUUAUUCACUAAUGGCAGAUGGUUGGACAAACUAUAAGCAACAAUCAAUAAUCAACUUUCUAGUUUAUUGUCUGAAAGGUACAAUGUUUUUGAAGUCUGUUGAUACAUUUGGCCUUAGAAAAGAUGCUGAAACAUUGUUUAAUAUCUUUGAUGAGGUUGUUCAAGAAAUUGGAGUUGAGAAUCUUGUGCAGUUCAUAACGGACAAUGGUGCAAGUUAUAAAGUUGCAGGACAAAAGUUACAACAGAAGUAUGGCUCUUUCUACUGGUCCCCAUGUGCAGCCCAUUGCAUAGACUUAAUGUUGGAGAAUUUUUCUGAUCUAAGAUAUUUUUCCCUUAUUGAUGAUGCUAUAAAAAAGGCAAAAAAGAUAACAAAGUUUAUCUAUAACCAUGAAAGAAUUCAGACAAAUGUUUGUGAUAAAUGGAUUGCAUCAAGUAAUUCUAAGAGCAACAUAGGGAAGGAGAUAGCUGAGAUCAUUUUAGAAGAUAAAGAGUUUUGGGCUCAAUGUCAAUUUAUUGUCAGAGUUAGUGAGCCUUUGGUUCGUGUUCUACGACUUGUUGACGGGGAUGAGAAGCCUGCAAUGGGAUACUUGUAUGAUACAAUGGAAAGAGCCAAAGAGAACAUAAAAAUGGAACUUGAUCCCGAUAAUCAAGAUAAGAUCAUUGCAGAACUUGACCUGUAUAAGAAUGCAAUAGGUGAGUUUGGACAUUCUUUAGCAAUCCGUCAGCGUGAUAAGAUUAAUCCAGAAUGGGUGGGUGAAGAAUCUGAGCUUCUUGAUGGAGAAGAUUUGGAUUGGGCAAGUAUUGAGGAGCCAUUAGCUUCACUAAAUGAGGAAGACAAUGAUAAUGUUGGUAUUGAUGUUAAUGACGGCAACAAGUCCCCUUCGGGCUUUAUUGGAACAUUUUCUGAUGGUUGGACUUUGCAGUUGAUUGCGUCCCUCCAGUCCUUUCAGCAUUGA
This is a messenger RNA of Juglans regia (Persian walnut), 1329 nucleotides long. RefSeq lists its product as uncharacterized. The record is from RefSeq and is a predicted model, not a curated record. Lineage: Eukaryota; Viridiplantae; Streptophyta; Magnoliopsida; Fagales; Juglandaceae. The transcript is spliced from 5 exons. Bases 1 to 1329 code for a protein of 442 amino acids.